GCCCACCGCCUUACCCUCGCCCGGCCCCUACACAUUUCCUCUUCUAUCGAAGACCUAAAGAAGAAGAUCUCCAUGGAUUCCUCUUCCUACUCCGCCGAUUCGUCGCCGUUCUCGUCGGAAAUAGAGGCGGUACGCGGCUCGGCUAGAUCUCGGCCUGCGAAGGCCAGAUUCUUCUGCGACGGACUCGACGACGAAGAGCCGCGGCACUUUCUCGACUCCUGCUUCCUCUGCCGCAAGUCCCUUGCUGGCAACCUCGAUAUCUUCAUGUACAGAGGGGACAUGCCGUUCUGCAGCGAGGAGUGCCGGCAGGAGCAGAUCGAGAUGGACGAGGCCAAAGAGAAGAACCGGAAGUUGUCGCAAAAGGCUUCCUCAAAGAAGGAUUCGGACACGGCGGCCGCCGCCGCUAACGAUGUGCAUAUCAGGACCGAUACGGCCGUGGUCGCUGGAUAAUAAGUUUACUAUCCGAACGAUCUAAGAUUACAAGAAAGGAAAAGAAAAGAAAACAAAACAAAACAAAAACACACCGGCAUAUCGCAGAGGAACUCGCAGAAGUUGAUCAAACUUGUUUUCGACAACUGCAUCAUACCUGGGAUGCUUCAUGCUUGUAAUUGACCCUUUGAGUAUAUUGUAACAAAAAAGGGUCUUUUUUUUUUUUUUUUUUUUUCUCUUCUUCGGUCUUCUGAAAUCUAAGAUGAGUUGAGACUUUGAAGUAUUCUGAU
Messenger RNA from Zingiber officinale, 719 nucleotides. Its product is annotated as FCS-Like Zinc finger 3-like. The transcript is spliced from 2 exons. The coding region runs from base 73 to 450 and encodes 125 amino acids. The record is from RefSeq and is a predicted model, not a curated record. Lineage: Eukaryota; Viridiplantae; Streptophyta; Magnoliopsida; Zingiberales; Zingiberaceae.